Messenger RNA from Kwoniella botswanensis, 981 nucleotides. RefSeq lists its product as uncharacterized. Bases 1 to 981 code for a protein of 326 amino acids. The record is from RefSeq and is a predicted model, not a curated record. The transcript has 8 exons. Lineage: Eukaryota; Fungi; Basidiomycota; Tremellomycetes; Tremellales; Cryptococcaceae.
AUGGACACAGUCAAAUCAAUCGUUGAUAGAGCUACAGGUGGUGAGAGCGCUACUGCUGCUCCCGGCGGUGAGACCGCCUCCAAAGGAGAAUUUGCCAAACCUGGUGAUUUCCCAAUUGAAUCUCAAGUAGAUCGAGCAGUGGGUAUCCAAGAUGAUAUGACCAAGAAACCUGCUCCGGCAACUUUACAAGAAGGUGAUGAGGAUUUCACCCAAUACAAAGCUGCUAAGAAGCUCCUAGGCAAAAAGACGAUUGUCACUGGAGGUGAUUCAGGUAUAGGUAGAGCGGCUGCCGUGAUGUUUGCUAUGGAAGGUGCAGAUGUCGCACUGGUAUACUUGCCAGAAGAACAAAAAGAUGCUGAGAAAUCCAAACAACUGAUCGUUCAGGCUGGUGGACAAUGUCUGCUGUUCCCUCAAGAUAUAAGGGAUGAACAAGGUUGUAAGAGAGUGAUCGACAGUGUCGUACAAGCUUGGGGUAAGAUCGACGUAUUGGUUAAUAACGCUAGUGUUAUGUACUCUAUCCCUGAUAUUACCGAUAUCACCACUGAGCAAUUCGAUAGAACUAUCAAGACCAACAUUUAUGGUACUUUCUUUAUGACCAGAGCUGCUGUACCUCACAUUCCCAAGGGAGGUUCCAUCAUCGUCACAGCUUCUCAAGUCGCUUACGCUGGUCCUCCCAUGUUGGUAGACUACAGUAUGACCAAAGGAGCUCAAGUAGCUAUGGUCAGAUGUCUAUCCAACCAACUACUUUCAAAAGGUAUCAGGGUAAACGCAGUCUGUCCCGGACCAGUGUGGACCCCUCUCCAACCGGCAGCAAUGUCCGAAGAUCAAAUGAAAGAAUGGCAUAAUUCUCCAGCACCCAUCGGUCGAAUUGGUCAACCUUCCGAGCUCGGUCCGGCAUACGUGUUUUUGGCAAGUCAAGAUGCUAGUUUCAUCAGUGGUCAGAGUAUCCAUGUUAAUGGUGGAGCCAUCGUUGCUGGAUAA